AAGUGUUUUAGUUCACCAAGGCUGUUUGAAUAUGUAGUAUCAGCUUAGUUAUGGGGUAGGAACCUUUGUAAUGUUAUGUUGACUGGGGGGGAGUUAUAUAAUAAACGGACGGAGUUCCAAAGUGGUCAUGCGUGUGCCGUGUCGUCUCUCUAGCUUUCUAAACGGGUUUUAAUGUUGUCACAAGCAACGGAACAUGGUGUAAGAAGUGGGAUUAGGAAUACGAACCUGAUCUUUUUUGUCUAAGAAAAAAAAAAGUGCCGGAGGGCAGCAUAAACCGCUAAAGCAAGCUAACGCCGCAGCAGUGAAAUAUGAGCCUGUUUCAGGUCCCACCGCCGGAGAAAUUCACUUUCAAGGCUGAAGACUGGCCGAAGUGGAUAAAGCGCUUUGAGAGGUUUCGGAUAGCGUCAGGCUUGGAAACACAAGCUGAUGAAAACCAAGUGAAUGCGCUGAUCUACGCGAUGGGGGAAGAAGCGGAGGACAUUUUGAUUUCUCUGCAUUUGAGUCCUGCUGAAGCGAGUGAAUUCAGCACAGUCACAACCAAGUUUGAUGCACAUUUUAUAACACGGAGAAAUGUCAUCUUUGAGAGAGCAAAAUUCAAUCAGAGGCAGCAAGAGUUGGGUGAGUCAGUUGACUGUUUUAUUACCGCACUUCAUUGUCUUGCCGAGUAUUGUGGAUAUGGAGCACUGCAUGAUGAAAUGGUGAGAGACAGAUUAGUAGUUGGACUAAGAGACACUAAACUGUCAGAACAAUUACAAAUGGAUCCCGAAUUAACACUUGUCAAAGCAGUCACCAGAGCACGACAGAGCGAGCAAAUAAAGAAACAACAAGAAAUGCUAAAAAGCCAUUUUAAGGCUGAUGCAUCAAACACACAGCUUGACAGCGUGCAUUCGCAGCAGCGAUGGAACCACAAAAGCACACGAGCUAAGCCACAGUCAUCCCUAUCAGUUAGCAAUACAGCACGAAAAAAGACCAUCAAACACACACAGUGCAAAAGGUGUGGAGAUUUGAGAGGUCACAGUCUGCAGCAAUGCCCAGCUAAGGACGUAGUGUGUAACCAUUGCAGAAAAAAGGGACAUUAUGCCAGAGUAUGCCGAACUAAAAGGCUUAAUGACGGGAAUGUUGCAAUACUGACUGAAGGCGUAGAAGAUGAAGAGGUAUUCCUUGGCUCACUUACUGCAAAGGCAGAUGAAGGCCCUUGGAUGACAGAAAUAAAAAUGGAUCAUAGUAAUGUUGUGUGUAAAAUAGACACAGGUGCAGACGUAACCGCAGUUCCGGAGAGGAUGUGCAGUCAGGACCAGCUCAGUAAACUGAAAAGAGCUUCGAAGGUUUUAAAGGGUCCGAGAGGAAGGCAACUAACGGUAAAAGGUAUAUUCACAGCCACACUAAAGAAAGGACAAAAGAGCACCUCACAGGAAGUUUAUGUUGUGAAGGAGCUGGCCACACCAUUGUUAGGCCGUUCAGCUGCUGUAGCACUGCAGUUGGUAGCCAGGCUGGAUGCUGUCAGCCUAGAUACAGACGAAGCAGUAAGGGCUGAAUUCCCUAAGUUAUUCAAUGGUCUAGGGAGAAUGCAGGGCGAAUAUAACAUUGUUCUAAAAACAGACGCUGAACCCUUCUCUCUCUCCACUCCCAGACGCAUUUCUCUCCCUCUCCUACCAAAGGUUAAAGAAGAAUUAAACCGAAUGGAGCAGCAAGGAGUCAUCUCAAAAGUGGAACAGCCAACGGAGUGGUGUGCACCCAUGGUAGUAGUGCCUAAACAAACAGGAAAGGUGAGAAUAUGCACUGACCUCACGGAACUGAACAAAUCAGUCAUGAGGGAAAGACAUCAACUUCCGUCUGUAGAGCACACACUGGGACAACUGGCAGGUGCCAGAGUGUUUUCAAAGUUAGAUGCGAAUUCUGGGUUUUGGCAGAUUCCUCUAUCUAAAGAAUCCUCACUUCUCACGACCUUCAUAACGCCGUUUGGGAGGUAUUGUUAUAACCGCUUAUGCUUUGGAAUUUCUUCUGCUCCAGAGCACUUCCAAAAGCGCAUGUCACAAAUCCUUGAGGGUCUGGAGGGCGUUUUGUGUCAGAUGGAUGACGUACUCAUCUGGGGAGCUACCCAACAGCAGCAUGAUGAGAGGCUACGUGCAGCACUGUCACGACUCCAGGAGGCCGGGGUUACACUCAACGAGAAAUGUGAGUUUUCUAAGAGCAAAAUCAAAUUUUUGGGACAGAUUAUUGAAGCAUCAGGAGUGAGUGCAGACCCGGAAAAGGUGAAAGCUGUGAAGGCCAUGAGAGAACCCCACAACAUUAGCGAGGUGAGAGGAGUCCUGGGGAUGAUAAAUCAUCUGGGGAAAUUUAUACCCCAUUUAGCUGAGAAAACACGUCCACUUAGAGAUCUGUUGAAGAAGUCAAACAUGUGGGCGUGGGGGUCCCAACAGCAUGAGGCCUUUGAGAAAAUUAAAAGAGAGCUUACAACACCACCGGGACUGGCACUAUAUGAUCCAAAUGCUGAGACGCUGGUUUCCGCCGACGCUUCAUCAUAUGGGUUAGGCGCCGUCCUCCUCCAAAAGCAAUCAGAUCAACAGUGGAAACCAGUAGCAUAUGCUUCCCGAUCCCUCACCAGCACUGAGCAGAGGUACGCUCAAAUUGAAAAGGAGGCACUGGCUUCCACAUGGGCCUGCGAAAAGUUUGCAGAGUUUCUCAUUGGGAAAAACUUCCACAUAGAGACAGACCAUAAACCCCUGGUCCCCCUGCUGGGUUCAAAAACGCUAGACAUGCUCCCACCGCGAAUACAACGUCUUAAAAUGAGACUGAUGAGGUUUUCAUAUUCAAUUUCCCAUGUGCCCGGUAAGAAUAUUGCAACAGCAGACGUGCUUUCUAGGGCUCCUGUAAGUAACACAGUGGACGGACUACAAGAGGAAGAAAUAAACCUUUACGUCGAUACUGUCAUGGCAAGUCUGCCAGUUACGGAGCCCAGACUCAAAGAAAUCCAAACACACCAAGACAGAGACUUUAUACUUCGCCAGCUCAAGAAACACUGUGUAGACGGUUGGCCAGAUAAAUUCUCUGUUGAAGAGGUGAUUCAUCCCUAUCUGCCAUUCUCAGGUGAAAUCACUGUGCAAAACGGAGUACUGCUUAAAGGAGAAAGAAUUGUCAUUCCAGCAUCACUCCAAGCGGAUGUGUUAAACAAGUUGCACGAGGGACAUCUGGGCAUCACAAAAUGCCGAGAGAGGGCUAAACAGUCGGUGUGGUGGCUAGGCCUUAGCAAAGAAUUACAACAGAUGAUUCAGAACUGUGACACAUGUGCACGUGAAAGAAUAAACUUAAAAGAACCAAUGAUGCCAACAUUGUUUCCAGCUAGACCAUGGUCCACCGUCGGAGCUGAUCUCUUCCAGUAUGGUAACCAACGCUACCUUAUCAUUGUUGACUAUUUUUCCAGGUUCUUUGAAGUCGCUAAGUUGUCAUCCACUACUUCAGAAGCAACGAUCCAGCAUUUUAAAUCAAUCUUUGCUCGUCAUGGAAUUCCAGAUGUGGUGAGAUCGGACAAUGGACCACAGUUUUCAUCUGAUAGCUUCAGACGCUUUGCACAGAAUUGGGGCUUCGACCAUGUGACGUCCAGUCCUCAUUUUCCACAGAGCAAUGGGGAGGCAGAGAGGGCGGUGAGGACAGUCAAGAAUCUUCUAAAAAAGUCAACCGACCCCUACCUUGCCCUUAUGGCCUACCGUGCUUCUCCACUGGCCAAUGGAUACAGCCCCACUGAGCUUCUCAUGGGAAGAAGGAUAAGAACGUCUGUUCCUGUUGCCCCAUCACAACUCAAGCCAAGAUGUGUGGACUGGGGUAAGCUAAAAGAGACAGAGAACAUAUACAGGCAAAAGCAAAAACAAAACUACGACCGUAGACACAAAACACAUGACAUGACACACCUGCACCCGGGAAAACAUGUGUGGGUAAAGGACACUGAUGAACGAGGCACAGUGGUGUCUGCUGCAGAUACACCCAGGUCUUACAUGGUGGAGACACCACGGGGUACCUUCCGGAGAAACAGGUUCCAUCUCUCGCCAACCCCGGUGGCUCCUGAAAAUGCAACCAACUUACCUGAUACACCGACAGAAGAAAACACUGUGUCUGACACAGACAGAACCUUUCUUUCACCAGAGGCUCAAGUUCAACAUCAGCAGAGGAGCAAGACACCUGAGCGCCGAUACCCCAUUAGAAAUAGAAGGGCCCCAGGUCACUUUAAGGACUUUGUCAGUACAUAGUUGAAGGACUGAGAGCUGAGUGGGCAAUGGGGCAGAAUAAUCCCCUCACUCGGCAGAAGGGAUGGGUAGUCCACCCCACCCUUCUUAAAAAAAUAAAUAAAUAAAACAUGGAAAUAGUAGAAACAGAAAAUGGUUUGCACUAUUGUUCAAUGUUGUUAAAUUGUUAACUUGGUACAGUACCCCCAGACAAGUUACCUAGAAAGGGGGAUGUAGUAUCAGCUUAGUUAUGGGGUAGGAACCUUUGUAAUGUUAUGUUGACUGGGGGGGAGUUAUAUAAUAAACGGACGGAGUUCCAAAGUGGU
Molecule: messenger RNA, 4543 nt
Organism: Trichomycterus rosablanca
Lineage: Eukaryota; Metazoa; Chordata; Actinopteri; Siluriformes; Trichomycteridae
Exons: 1
Coding region: 309-4241 (1310 amino acids)
Biological process (GO): DNA integration
Molecular function (GO): nucleic acid binding; zinc ion binding
Source: RefSeq, a predicted model, not a curated record